ACGAUUAUUCCCUGCAAGAUACUCGACGACUUCUUUUUACCGCCAAAACGGUCAAAAUGGAUCGCACCUUCAAGAAAAACAGUGCACGCUCCGAUCAAUCUAUACAACUUCUUACAAAGACGAAGUAUCACGCUGUACAAACUUUUCGCUCGUCGUUACCUGUUCUCGUUACGGAGGCUUUGACGUUUCUCGACGAGAAUACCACCACCGUCAGCGUUAAUCUUUCACCCGACGGUUGGGCUUGGUUAGUAUCGGGACGCAGAUUACUCGUAUGGCGAUGCAAGCCUAACGAUCCCAAACAACGCACGACUUUCAACGCCCGAUGUCGCGAAUUGUCCUUGCCUCAAAGCGAUUUGGCUCACAAAGCGGAAUGUGUCGUUGUAUGGCUACAACCGGGGCAACAGCUACCCAGUUGCAUGGCAGUCUCUCCGGAGGGUAUUGUCCGCUAUUGGCCGAGCGUCGCUCACGAAGGCUCUUCGGUCGAAACCAGUGCAGAGUUGGCGGGUCAAGAAGUUCAUUGCCUGGCUCGCGUACCUGGCCACGGUUGUAUCUUGGUCACCACCACCUGUACCGUAGCGUUGUUGCAACCACGCUUCGUCUCCGGCAAGCACGCCGUUAACUGCCACCUUCUCAGAACCAGUCAAGGAUGGCUAGGCGGUAUAGGACGCAGAAUGACCUCUCUUAUUUUCGGAGCUAUACCUCAAUCCCCUGUCACCGAAACGAAAUUGAUCAGGGUCGUUUGCGACGCUCUCCCCGACAACGCUUACAGGGUACUCGUUUUGGCCGGUUCCUCCUUGCAGUAUUGGUCCUUUCCCUCUAACGAACAGGAAAAAAUCGAAUUCGACGAGGACAUCGGACACCUCGUUUCGCAACUCUUUCAACGACGAUCCAACGAGUACGAUCCGCAAAAUAUGGAAACAUGGUUGAUCGAUAUGCAAACCUGCCAAGACGGAAUCGUCUUUUUAAUGGCAGCCCAUUGUACUACCGGACCGCCUUUCGUUCAUCUUGCUCUUGGCUCGAUACAAUUGUCCGGCACCACCUUGGCACGCGACUUCAAAUGGUUCCUACCCCUCAAGGAAAAUUCUCCCAUUUUUUAUCAAUCCGACGUCGAAUCCUUUUUAGUUACCUAUCGUUUUAUAUUGUGCGGAUGGGAAGCCAUUGUAUACAAUCGGCGCGAUGUCCUUGUUGUAAAUUAUACGACCGACCAUGAACAAGACAAUAUAGAUUUAGGACGAGGCGACAGCAUCCUCGGCGGUGCGUCGUUUUCCGGAACUCCGGUUUUGUUCACCAAAAAUUUUGGAUUGGUUUCCAUCGUUCCCACCGAUUUUAUGUCUCAACGAGAUUUCGAUACGACUCACAACGACAAUACGGAGCACGAUCAUCGUAUCGAUUUAACUGCGCAAAAUUUUACCGCUCUCAUUACCGACGAACGACUUCAAGACAUGUAUUACAGUUCCGAUACGGCUACGCGAUUACGCGCUGCCUUUCUUCUCGCUCUUCGUCGAGAUAACCAACGAUGCGAGGAAAUUUUGUCUCAACUUUUUCCCUCGCAAGAAGAACCGGUCAUGGAUAUCGAUGCCACUCUCGAUACUUUAGUUUUGAAAGUUGCCAAAGACUUGAUAGACGAUUAUCCUGCCAAUGAUCCGCGUUGGGCCGAUCGCAGAGAUUUGUCGAUUACCCUGAACGCGGUUGCUUCCAUGCAGAUACUCAAUCAAUUGGAAGGAAAACUCAAAGCGCUGGAUUUCUUCGUACGCUUCUUGAAAGAACACCGUUUGUGGACAAGAUUUUGCGCCGUUACCUACAGAGGAAUCAUUAUGGCUACGCCUCACGUUCUCCAAGAGUACGCCGAAAAAUUAGUCGCGGCGAUUACCCUCUACAAUCUACAAAACACCUAUUCCGAUAUCGUCGAUGCUGUCAUCGAACAAACUUUAACCCCGGAUUCCUUCGUGUCCGACCAAUUAACCUCUCGCGAUAUAUUUUAUCGACAAGCCAGUACGGUACAUCGUUUUCUUCCUACCUUGGUAAACAACGCCACGGAAAUUACUCGAUCCGAAAGACCGAUUCAACAAGUAGCUCGUUACAUCCUGCGAGUCAAUGCUAUAUUAUUGAGUAUACUUCGCGAAGUCCUCGAAUACCGUCGGCGUAACGCUAAACGAUUUAUACCUACCAGAUGUUCCACCGGUAUAACCGAGUAUCUUCCGUGGACAGCGGCCGUUGGCAACCACGGAUUAAGAACUUCUCUAACUACGAUGUAUAAUUUAACGCUCAAACACGGUAUCACCGGUACCAACGAUUCCACCGUUAGAAACGAAUUGUACGAGCAACUGGUCGGUUACAUAGAUUUCAUAUUGGAUGGUCGAAAAUCUCACAUAGAAAGCGUCAGAGGAACCGAGAAGUUCGAGAUACUUAUCAAACAAUACGAAACCGAUCGAACCAAUCUGAUUCAACCUCUCGUCAAGGAGGAACAAUACGACAGCGCCGCGAUGCUGGCUGAAAAGUAUUGCGAUUUCGCGUCUCUCGUACAAAUUUGCGAAUUAACCGAUAAUAAAAAUCGUUUGGACGGAUACAUAGAAAAAUUUGCUCUUCAAGAUUUUGUCGGAUUCUUGUUUUCAUGGUACGUCAAAGAUGGACGACAAGGCGAAUUGGUAGAGAAAUGUAGACGCGGCGGUACCCUAGAAUUAGCCGAAAAAUUAGCGGAACACCCUACUUUGUCCUGGGUACAAUCCGCGUUAACCGACGAUUUACGUUUCGCCGCUAAUACGCUUCAUUCUUUAGCGAUACAGGAAAACGAAUUAGUCGCUCGUAAAAAGUCUAUGCUCUCUUUGGCGAAAUUGGCUCUCUUGGCUUCGGACGAUCCCGAGGAAGAACUAACGGAUCGCAUCAAAAGAAUUAACAACGAAUUAGCGCUUAUAGCUCAUCAAGAAGAUUUACCCACGCGAGUGCUUACCACCUACGGUUACGACGUCGAUAAACUACGAGUAUUUACACCCACGGAAUUAAUUACGUUGUACACGUCGGAGGAUAACGUCGACGCGAACGAGUACGACUUUAAAAAAGCUCUCGAUUUAUUGGAAUACGUGGAACAAGAGGAAGAAAAGAUGUCUUUGAAAUUACGAAUUUGGGCUAGGGCAGCUAAACGAGAUCGAUGGGAUAUCGCUGGAAAGAAUCCUGAACAGCAAGUGCAAGAAACGAUUUUCUUCAAAUUAAUGGAUCUCGCACGUUUUAUGGGCGGUAAAGUCAACGAAUUUCUUCCUCCGGUCGACAUGCUUUUGACGGAACCUGAAUUGGGAAAUCUCGCGGCAUCCAGCAACUUUCAAUUUCUCAUCAAAUUCGUCUACGAGUACGCGUACAGCAAAUACUAUUUCGACUGAUCUCUCCGUACCCGUCAUAUAUAUCCGGACAAGACGACGUUUCAACGCAGUUCAACUGAUUCGUUAAUUUAACUUCUUCGUAACCGGCUAAUUCGACGCAUCGAAAUUUUUCUUCGUCGCCGGAUCCGAAUUGCGUCCACGAACAAGCGUUUACGCUACCGUAACCGAAACUGUGUAUCUAAAAAAGAUUAAUAUUACGAUAACGAUCGAUUCGAACGAAUUAUAAUUCUUUGAUACCAAC
Messenger RNA from Megachile rotundata (alfalfa leafcutting bee), 3612 nucleotides. RefSeq names its product nuclear pore complex protein Nup133 (gene Nup133). Gene Ontology annotation, biological process: poly(A)+ mRNA export from nucleus; transcription-dependent tethering of RNA polymerase II gene DNA at nuclear periphery; protein import into nucleus. The record is from RefSeq and is a predicted model, not a curated record. Lineage: Eukaryota; Metazoa; Arthropoda; Insecta; Hymenoptera; Megachilidae. Gene Ontology annotation, molecular function: protein binding; structural constituent of nuclear pore. Gene Ontology annotation, cellular component: nuclear pore outer ring.